GGCGCUAAGGGGAUCAAUUUAGCACUAUUCUCCCGGGAGAAGCACUGCUCUCCAUCACAGUAGGUGGCGGUAUGCACCUUCAAAGUUGGUUCGCAACCCGCUAUAAAACCAAAAGAAGAAGAAGGAGCAGCACUGCUUUGAAAGUGAAACGCGUGCUUAUAACAGCCGAGGAAAAUGAGCGGUGAACAGGUGGUUCGCAUAAUGAUGGAGCGGCUUCAAUCUCGACUUCAGCACAUUUUCAGUCGGCAACCUCUGGACCUAGACUAUUUACAGUUCAUAUGCACACAGGAGAUGGUGUUGUUCAGUGCAUUUUCUGAUCAGAUUUCCCUUCCUCAGAGUAUUGUGGAUGGUCUUGCAGAACUGUACAGAUUAGUUACUGAGGAAAAAUCAAAUCAAGGCAUGGAAGUGUCAAUUCAAGUCACUCAUGGAGCAGCUGGACGUCCACGCUUUGAUGUGUCGCAAGAUUACCUGCUGCAUCUACUCCAUCAAGGUCUCCCUGUGUCAUGCAUUGCCAGUGUUCUUGGAGUGUCUAGGCGGACCGUGUACAGACGAAUGGCAGAUUUAAACAUCACUGUUAGAGGUCUAUACAGCACUUUAUCAGACUCAGAACUUGAUAACCUUGUUGGUGAAAUCAAAGAAAGCAUGCCACAUGCAGGUUAUCGGCUUGUUAAGGGGAGUUUGCAAGCCAGAGGACAUCGGGUUCAGUGGGAGAGAGUUAAGGCCUCAAUGCAUCGUGUUGACACCAUGGGUAUACUUUCCCGUUUGAACAUGCUAGGGUGUGUAGUGCGGCGCAAAUACUCCGUUCCUGGACCAAAAGCACUUGUACACAUUGAUACGAACCACAAACUGAUCCGGUACAAUAUAGUCAUCUUUGGUGGCAUUGACGGAUUUUCCAGAAAGAUCAUGUACCUAGGCGCCGCAAAUAACAAUCUGUCAUCUACAGCCUUGGCCUUCUUCCAGCAGUCCAUUGAACGUUAUGGAUUUCCACUGAGGUAUUUUCAUAAACAACUAAAACAAUAUUUGCAGCAACAUCUAAAUACAGGACCAAAAGUAAUGGGACAGUUGACUUAA
Molecule: messenger RNA, 1071 nt
Organism: Paramisgurnus dabryanus
Lineage: Eukaryota; Metazoa; Chordata; Actinopteri; Cypriniformes; Cobitidae
Source: RefSeq, a predicted model, not a curated record